GCCGCGGGAGGGGGCGGCAGCCACCGCACAGAGGCUCCUCCCACGGUGACCACACUGGCUGCUUUCCUUUCCUCUCGUGACAGGUGUUCGCUUGGUCUGUCCUGUCACAGCGAGGUAUGAAUCGUCCUCGCGAGAUUUGUCCCCAGGCAGAGCGAGGCCGAGGGUUGGCGUCCGGGGUUUCUCAGGAGCCAGUGCCCUAAGGCCUUGUUGUGUAUGAGGGGGAUGACCGGGAGGCAGAUUUGAGGAUGAGGUGCCUGGUGCACAGUGGCCUCCUGCCUGGCCCAGCACCAUGCACACGCUUGUGUUCCUGAGCACGCGGCAGGUACUCCAGUGCCAGCCAGCUGCCUGCCAGGCCCUGCCCCUGCUGCCGCGCGAGCUCUUCCCCCUGCUGUUUAAGGUGGCCUUCAUGGACAAGAAGACUGUUGUGCUGCGCGAGCUGGUGCACACGUGGCCCUUCCCACUGCUCAGCUUCCAGCAGCUGCUGCAGGAGUGUGCCCACUGCAGCCGGGCCCUGCUGCAGGAGCGGCCCAGCACAGAGAGCAUGCAGGCUGUGAUUCUGGGGCUCACAGCCCGGCUCCACAUCCCAGAGACCGAGGCCGGCACGCAGCCCCUCUGCAGGAAGCACGCACUGAGGGUGCUGGACAUGACGGGCCUCCUGGACGAUGGCGUGGAGCAGGACCCCGGCACCAUGAGCAUGUGGGACUGCACAGCAGCUGUGGCCCGCACAUGCAUCGCACAGCAGCAGGGCGGGACUUCGGAGCCCGGGCUGGCCCCUGUUCCUGUGGAGGUGCGUGUGGACCUGCGGGUGAACCGGGCCUCUUAUGCGUUCUUGCGGGAGGCGCUCCGCAGUAGCGUAGGCAGCCCACUGCGGCUCUGCUGCCGGGACCUGCGAGCUGAGGACCUGCCCAUGCGCAACACCGUGGCCCUGCUGCAGCUUCUAGACGCGGGCUGCCUGCGCCGCGUGGACCUGCGCUUCAACAACUUGGGGCUACGUGGCCUGUCCGUCAUCAUCCCACAUGUGGCCCGCUUCCAGCACCUGGCCAGCCUGCGGCUGCACUAUGUGCACGGGGACUCACGGCAGCCCUCCGUUGAUGGCGAGGACAACUUCCGAUACUUUCUGGCCCAGAUGGGUCGCUUCACCUGUCUUCGGGAGCUCAGCAUGGGCUCCUCUCUCCUCUCGGGGCGGCUGGACCAGCUGCUCAGCACCCUGCAGAGCCCCCUGGAGAGCCUGGAGUUGGCCUUCUGUGCCCUGCUGCCUGAGGACCUGCGCUUCCUGGCACGGAGUCCCCAUGCUGUCCACCUCAAGAAGUUGGACCUAAGUGGCAAUGACCUGUCUGGCAGCCAGCUGGAGCCCUUCCAGGGUCUGUUGCAGGCGGCAGCAGCCACGCUGCUGCAUCUCGAGCUGACUGAGUGCCAGCUCGCUGAUACCCAGCUACUGGCCACACUCCCUGUGCUGACCCGCUGUGCCAGCCUCCGCUACCUCGGUCUCUACGGCAACCCGCUGUCCAUGGUGGGCCUCAAGGAGCUCUUGCGGGACUCGGCGGCACAGGCUGAGCUGCGCACAGUGGUGCACCCCUUUCCUGUGGACUGCUACGAGGGUCUGCCCUGGCCUCCGCCUGCCUCUGUCCUGCUGGAGGCCUCCAUCAACGAGGAGAAGUUUGCCCGUGUGGAGGCUGAGUUGCACCAAUUGCUGGUGACCACAGGCCGUGCCCAUGUGCUCUGGACCACAGACAUCUAUGGGCGCCUAGCUGCAGACUACUUUAGCCUUUGACCUCUGAGCUCUGGGUGAGACAGGCUGUCCUGGGGUCCAGGGCUGCUGGAGGCUCCUCCCCCACUUGGGUAGGCAGAGCCUUUGCUAGGACCUUGCUGGAGACCUGA
Molecule: messenger RNA, 1878 nt
Organism: Ceratotherium simum simum (southern white rhinoceros)
Lineage: Eukaryota; Metazoa; Chordata; Mammalia; Perissodactyla; Rhinocerotidae
Source: RefSeq, a predicted model, not a curated record